This is a messenger RNA of Fusarium verticillioides 7600, 297 nucleotides long. RefSeq lists its product as hypothetical. The transcript has a single exon. Lineage: Eukaryota; Fungi; Ascomycota; Sordariomycetes; Hypocreales; Nectriaceae. The coding region runs from base 1 to 297 and encodes 98 amino acids. The record is from RefSeq and is a predicted model, not a curated record.
AUGGCAGACAACAACAAUAACAAGAAACCGGAGGAGAAGAAGGAGACUAUGAGCGAGCAGACCCGCGAGGAUCUGCGCCGCAUGACCCUCGGCCUCACAGACCAAACCACCAUCGAGACGCUCUCCCGUGCCGGUAUGAUGGCCAAGAAUAAGAGAGAGCAAUCACACUUCCAUCACGAUAAGACCGUCGCCCGCGUCGAGGCAGCUGAGAAGAAGGAGGGAGAGGCUGAGGAGGACGAGGACAAGCAUAAGGAUACAGGCGGUGGUGGCAAGAAGCAGAACAAGAAGCAGACUUGA